This is a messenger RNA of Otolemur garnettii (small-eared galago), 6997 nucleotides long. It is a transcript of the gene ATP2B2, whose product is annotated as ATPase plasma membrane Ca2+ transporting 2. Gene Ontology annotation, cellular component: intracellular membrane-bounded organelle; postsynaptic density membrane. Gene Ontology annotation, molecular function: PDZ domain binding; ATP binding; P-type calcium transporter activity. The transcript has 24 exons. Lineage: Eukaryota; Metazoa; Chordata; Mammalia; Primates; Galagidae. The record is from RefSeq and is a predicted model, not a curated record. Gene Ontology annotation, biological process: regulation of cytosolic calcium ion concentration; calcium ion transmembrane transport. The coding region runs from base 430 to 4248 and encodes 1272 amino acids.
AGUCUGCAGAGGGACCGGGGCACGCUGGCUGGGCUCAGCCGCGGCACCAGCUGCCGCACAGCGAUUACGGGGCUGCCCGCCUGGAAACCGUGUAGGAUUGGUGGUGAUUUUCAUAGCCAAGAGCCACUGCCCCUGACCAUGUAGAUGCCAGCUCCAGGGAGCAGCAUGGGCCCCGCUGAAUGGAGACUCCUGGGUCUACAGCCCUGAGCCCCUCUGGCCCCUGGAUUUCGCCCCACGCCCGGGGACGCCCCCUGGAGCUCACCACCACUGUCGCCAGCCCGCCUCGGCCACCCAUCCCCCCGGGACCUAGAGUUGGCCACCCAGAGCUGCAGCCAUCCGGUGAGGGUGUGCUAAGGACAGCCACAGCAGCCGUCACCUCUUGUCCAGCGCUGACCCUCGGGCCCACCCCGAGCAGGGACUGCAGGAGACAUGGGUGAUAUGACCAACAGCGACUUUUACUCCAAAAACCAAAGAAAUGAGUCGAGCCAUGGGGGCGAAUUCGGGUGCACGAUGGAGGAGCUCCGCUCCCUCAUGGAGCUGCGGGGCACCGAGGCUGUGGUCAAGAUCAAGGAAACUUACGGGGACACCGAAGCCAUCUGCCGGCGCCUCAAAACCUCACCUGUCGAAGGUUUGCCAGGCACGGCUCCAGACCUGGAAAAGAGAAAGCAGAUUUUUGGGCAAAACUUUAUACCUCCAAAGAAGCCAAAAACCUUUAUGCAGCUUGUGUGGGAGGCGCUACAGGAUGUGACACUCAUCAUCUUGGAGAUCGCCGCCAUCAUCUCCCUGGGGCUGUCCUUCUACCACCCGCCCGGCGAGAGCAAUGAAGGAUGCGCGACGGCCCAGGGUGGGGCAGAAGAUGAAGGAGAGGCAGAGGCAGGUUGGAUCGAGGGGGCAGCCAUUCUCCUCUCGGUCAUCUGCGUGGUCCUGGUCACGGCCUUCAAUGACUGGAGCAAAGAGAAACAGUUCCGGGGCCUGCAGAGCCGCAUUGAGCAGGAGCAGAAGUUCACCGUGGUCCGGGCUGGCCAGGUCGUCCAGAUCCCUGUGGCUGAGAUUGUGGUCGGGGACAUUGCCCAAGUCAAAUAUGGUGACCUCCUCCCUGCCGACGGCCUCUUCAUCCAGGGCAAUGACCUCAAGAUCGAUGAAAGCUCCCUGACUGGGGAAUCUGACCAGGUGCGCAAGUCCGUGGACAAGGACCCCAUGCUGCUGUCAGGGACCCACGUGAUGGAGGGCUCAGGACGGAUGGUGGUGACUGCCGUGGGUGUGAACUCUCAGACUGGCAUCAUCUUUACCCUGCUUGGGGCCGGUGGUGAAGAAGAAGAGAAGAAAGACAAAAAAGGUGUGAAGAAAGGGGAUGGCCUUCAGCUACCAGCAGCAGACGGUGCGGCAGCUCCAAACGCUGCAGAUAGUGCAAAUGCAAGCCUGGUCAAUGGUAAAAUGCAGGAUGGCAAUGUGGACAGCAGCCAGAGCAAAGCCAAACAGCAGGAUGGGGCGGCUGCCAUGGAGAUGCAGCCCCUCAAGAGUGCCGAGGGCGGAGAUGCAGACGACAAGAAGAAGGCCAACAUGCACAAGAAGGAGAAAUCCGUGCUGCAGGGCAAGCUCACCAAGCUGGCUGUGCAGAUCGGCAAGGCAGGCUUGGUGAUGUCGGCCAUCACGGUGAUCAUCCUGGUGCUCUACUUCACCGUGGACACCUUCGUGGUCAACAAGAAGCCGUGGCUGCCCGAAUGCACGCCCGUCUAUGUACAGUACUUUGUCAAGUUCUUCAUCAUUGGCGUGACGGUGCUGGUGGUGGCCGUGCCCGAGGGGCUCCCUCUGGCUGUCACCAUCUCACUGGCCUACUCGGUGAAGAAAAUGAUGAAGGACAACAACCUGGUACGCCACCUGGACGCCUGUGAGACCAUGGGCAAUGCCACAGCCAUCUGCUCAGACAAGACGGGCACACUGACCACCAAUCGCAUGACGGUGGUGCAAGCCUACGUCGGCGACGUCCACUACAAGGAGAUCCCCGAGCCCAGUUCCAUCAAUGCCAAGACCAUGGAGCUGCUGGUCAAUGCCAUCGCCAUCAACAGCGCCUACACCACCAAGAUUCUGCCCCCGGAGAAGGAGGGCGCCCUGCCCCGGCAGGUGGGCAACAAGACGGAGUGCGGCCUGCUGGGCUUUGUGCUGGACCUGAAGCAGGACUACGAGCCCGUGCGCACCCAGGUGCCAGAGGAGAAGCUGUACAAAGUGUACACCUUCAACUCUGUGCGCAAGUCCAUGAGCACCGUCAUCAAGCUGCCGGAUGAGAGCUUCCGCAUGUACAGCAAGGGCGCAUCUGAGAUCGUGCUCAAGAAAUGCUGCAAAAUCCUCACUGGGGCGGGCGAGCCCCGAGUCUUCCGGCCGAGAGACCGGGACGAGAUGGUGAAGAAGGUGAUAGAGCCCAUGGCCUGCGACGGGCUCCGCACCAUCUGCGUGGCCUACCGCGACUUCCCCAGCAGCCCCGAGCCCGACUGGGACAACGAGAACGACAUCCUCAAUGAUCUCACCUGCAUCUGCGUGGUGGGCAUCGAGGACCCUGUGCGGCCCGAGGUCCCAGAAGCCAUCCGCAAGUGCCAGCGGGCAGGCAUCACAGUCCGCAUGGUCACUGGUGACAAUAUCAACACGGCACGGGCCAUCGCCAUUAAGUGUGGCAUCAUCCAUCCUGGGGAGGACUUUCUGUGCCUGGAGGGCAAGGAGUUCAACCGGCGGAUCCGCAAUGAGAAGGGGGAGAUUGAGCAGGAGCGAAUCGACAAGAUCUGGCCAAAGCUGCGGGUGCUGGCUCGCUCCUCCCCCACAGACAAGCAUACCCUGGUCAAAGGCAUCAUCGACAGCACACACACGGAGCAGCGGCAAGUGGUGGCCGUGACAGGGGAUGGGACCAACGACGGGCCUGCCCUCAAGAAGGCUGAUGUGGGCUUUGCCAUGGGCAUCGCAGGCACUGACGUGGCCAAGGAGGCCUCAGACAUCAUCCUGACGGAUGACAACUUCAGCAGCAUCGUCAAGGCAGUGAUGUGGGGCCGAAACGUCUAUGACAGCAUCUCUAAGUUCUUGCAAUUCCAGCUGACAGUCAACGUCGUAGCUGUGAUUGUGGCUUUCACAGGAGCCUGCAUCACACAGGACUCCCCUCUGAAGGCCGUGCAGAUGCUGUGGGUGAACCUCAUCAUGGACACGUUUGCCUCCCUGGCAUUGGCCACCGAGCCGCCCACAGAGACCCUGCUCCUGAGGAAGCCCUAUGGCCGCAACAAGCCCCUCAUCUCGAGGACCAUGAUGAAGAACAUCCUGGGCCAUGCUGUCUACCAGCUCACGCUCAUCUUCACCCUGCUCUUUGUUGGCGAGAAGAUGUUCCAGAUUGACAGCGGGAGGAAUGCGCCCCUGCACUCCCCGCCCUCGGAGCACUACACCAUCAUCUUCAACACCUUCGUCAUGAUGCAGCUCUUCAAUGAAAUCAACGCCCGUAAGAUCCACGGCGAGCGCAAUGUCUUUGACGGCAUCUUUCGGAACCCGAUCUUCUGCACCAUCGUGCUGGGCACCUUUGCCAUCCAGAUAGUCAUCGUGCAGUUCGGAGGGAAGCCAUUCAGCUGCUCUCCGCUGCAGCUGGACCAGUGGAUGUGGUGCAUAUUCAUUGGGUUAGGAGAGCUCGUUUGGGGCCAGGUCAUUGCCACCAUCCCGACCAGCAGGCUCAAAUUCCUCAAGGAGGCCGGCAGGCUCACGCAGAAGGAGGAGAUUCCUGAGGAGGAGCUCAACGAGGACGUGGAGGAGAUAGACCACGCAGAGAGAGAGCUGCGGCGGGGCCAGAUUCUGUGGUUCCGAGGCCUGAAUCGGAUCCAAACUCAGAUUGAAGUAGUCAAUACUUUCAAGAGCGGGGCCUCCUUUCAGGGGGCCCUGCGGAGACAGUCCUCCGUCACCAGCCAGAGCCAGGACAUCCGCGUCGUGAAGGCGUUCCGUAGCUCUCUCUAUGAAGGUUUAGAAAAGCCUGAGUCUCGAACCUCCAUCCAUAAUUUCAUGGCUCAUCCCGAAUUCCGGAUCGAAGAUUCCCAGCCCCACAUCCCCCUCAUUGAUGACACCGACCUGGAAGAAGACGCUGCCCUCAAGCAGAACUCCAGCCCGCCGUCGUCGCUCAACAAGAACAACAGCGCCAUCGACAGCGGGAUCAACCUGACGACCGACACAAGUAAAUCAGCUACCUCUUCAAGUCCAGGGAGCCCCAUCCACAGCCUGGAGACAUCGCUUUAGCUGAGGACCCUGUCGCCGCCACCCGCCUCCCGGGCACCCACCCAUCCAGGCACCCAACUCACCCAAGCAGCAAGGAGCAACGACAGGAAACCAAAUACUGGAGAGAAAACCAAUGUUUCCACCAACAGACCCCCUUCUCUGGCUGCGAUGCUGUUUGAACUCUUUUUCACUUUGAGGCGAGGGGCGGGAUCUCCACCGGGGCCUAGGGAACUGAGCGGUUUUCCCAAAACAAGCCCUUCCAGGCUCCUGCCCAAACAUGGACCAGCCAUGCACCCGCCCAGCCACCACGUCCCCCGCAUGAAUGUACUGUACACUUUCGAUCCUCCCCUUGUUUGGUUUUUGGGGGGUUGGGGAGGGGUUUUGUUUUGUUUUGUUUGUUUGUUUCUUCGGCGGGAACUGCAAACAGACUCUUUUCUGAGACUAUUUAUCCAACCCACUGGUCUGUGAGUUUUUGAAAUGCUUGCGCAGCAUGGUCUCAGUUGUAUAGAUUAAUUUAAUAACUUUUUGAAAUUGCAGAGCUUAACGCGCCUAGUAGAUUUGCACCAACGGAACCGAAGAACUUCAUAGACACUCACGAGGUUAUAUCCAUUUCUUUGUAUCUAUAUCAACGUAUACUUCUCCAAGACCGUAUACGUCCAUAUAGAUAGGUAGAUAUAUAUAUAUAUAAAUAUAUAUACAUGGAUAUAUAAAGUUUCUUUGCCGGCAUGUUGCCUUGUUUCCGCUUAAAUUGCUCUAUUUUAACUUAUUUAUGUCCCAAAAGAAGAAUGUAAUUUGUUUACAAACCUGUAGAUAAUGUCUUUGGCUAUUUGUACGGUUUAAGAACUCUAGCGGCUGAGAUGCUAUACAAAAAACAGCUCAGCCCAACAGACACUCCCCUGGAUUGCGCCCUUGAUGUUUUACAAUAGCCAUGCUCUGACUUUUGCCUGCUGUUUCCGUUCAAUAAUGUCACUACCAUGGGAGGCUCAGGCAGAAGCCAAAUGCAAGCCAAGCAUCCGUCCCGAGGCGUUUAACAACAUGCUCCGUAGACGAAGGGAGAGGAGGGGAGAAGGCUUCCUGGAUUUGCAACACUAAUGGCCUUCCCGGCCCGAGGAUGCCAGAUCUGCAAAACUCUGGUCGAAGACUUUUCUCUCGAUGAAACUUACUUGAGUUUACUAAGAGCAUUGCAAAAAUAGGUUCUCUUUGGCUCUGUCUGUAGGGAGGUUGAGGUAGUGUUGAAAUAUUAUAAAUGCUGUUGUGUUGAUUUUUUUUUUUUUAGUUAGUAAUUUAGAGGUUUAUUUCCUUAUCAAUGGCAGCAUAUAAGCUGUUGGCCUAUUGGAUGAGGAUCGGUAUGGCUUGCUGCUUUUAUUUUUAUUUUUGAAGAAUAGCCUUUUUCUCUGCACUAUUUAGAUCCGAAUGAACCUUAUGAUGUGUAUAUUGAGAUGUAUUCAGUGUGAUUUUUAAACCAAAUUGUCUUCCUGUAGUCACAAUAUAUACUGUAGCCUUUUAACAGCAAGUCUUGCUUUCCCAGACAGAAAGCCAUUCUGAAACCCUACAGUAUCACAGGUGAGAAGAGGUGGUUAUUUGCCCCCCCAAGACAAUAACAGCACUAGCAAUCCCACUUACUAAGAGCUUAUUUAAUUGUAUGUCAGCCUCUUAACUGCUAAGCACUUUGUGGGUCUCAGCAUUUUUCAUAAAAGGACUUUUGUAUUUAAUACAAAGUUUGCUUUGAGACUUUUCAGCAUACGAUCUUUUUCCAUAAACUUGUACAGUGCAAAAGACAUUUUGAAUACCAUGAUCGAUGAUGUCCCAUGCUUCAAGGAAAACCAAACACUUUCCGCCUCACUUGUGAAAUCCAUUCCUCGUGGUGACCCUUCCCACAUGGUUGCUGUGUGUCCCUUCCCUUCUCCAGGCCCAGAGAACUCUUCCACAAAAAAAGAUGAGAGCCACUUGGGAAAAGAGCCAUAGUCAGCUAGGAGGGCCUAUGUCUGGACAACGGCUGUGGAAAAACUUAGGGGGUUGGGGUUAGAAGUCAGCCCAUCCCACCUGGCAAAAUCAGUCAGAGGACCUCCUUUUCAAGAGAGCCCCACCUGAAUGUUGUGAAGAAGUAUCUCUGAAUGUACCCAGCAAAGGAAACUGCACACCCAAAGGGGUGACCAGCCCUCAGAUGUGCUUCUUGGAUCCCGGUACAAACACCACCAAAGCCAGCCCACUGCUCUCCUCCGAGGAAGGAAAGACCUGCACACCUCUAACACGGGGUAGCCUUGGAACAUGGUUUUUUUUUUUGGAGUUUCCUUUCUCGCAGUUCUCCAUCUUGCCCUUCUAUGUUCACUCGUGUGUCCGUGACCUCAUCCCAUGACAUCAGGAUAGUUCUGCUUGCACGCCAUGCCCGCUGUCCAUCUGGAGCCAGGACAUAAGGAAAACAGGAGGGUUUUCUGAGCAGAGCCUCGCUGGGGAACAGGGAGCAGUGGAAGGAUGCCGAUGUUAGCUUGGUCUUCUCUUGUGAGAAUGACGGAUACUCACACACACGCACCCCGCACUCUCACACUCGCACACACGUCCUCACACACAGGAAAUGGUUGGUUUGUCAAAACUCACUGUAGUACAUAAAGCUUGCACUCUGCGUCCUAUUAUCUAGCAGCAUGGGGUACGUUUGGCAGUUCACCCCAUUAGGGGGUAAAUAAUUUAUGACCAUUCAUCUGUUUUUAUGAAUUUUUUUAUCUAGACAAUAAUUGUAAAUAAAGAAUUCACCGUCUCUGUUCAUUUAAUACUA